AUGCAAAUCCAAAUAACCCCAGCGCGGUUUCCCGACGAUGCCGCAGCUAUUCUCGUUCUAUUUUCCGGUUAUGCCGCCUCGCUCAACAUCGACCUGAGCUUUCAGUCAUUCCAAGAAGAGCUGGAUUCACUUCCAGGAAAAUAUGCCUCAUCUCAGGGAGGUGCGCUCUUGAUCGCUCGAGAUCUGUCUCAACGGAGUUGUCCUGUUGAUCAAUCGGCUGAGUCUUCUACCCCGCCAUGCCCCACGGCUCUCGGAUGUGUCGCGCUGCGGCGUAGUCCCGAUGGAUGGUGUGAGAUGAAGCGUCUCUAUGUUCUCGAGGAAGCACGAGGAGAGCGGCUUGGAGAAAGACUCGUCGAAGCCAUCCUGGCACAGGCUCGAGCGUUUGGCUAUCGUGGUAUCCGGCUGGACACGCUGCCAGAGAUGACCGCGGCACAGCGACUAUAUCGAAAGUACGGAUUUGUGGAUAUCGAGGCAUAUUAUGAAACUCCCAUUCAACGGACGGUAUUUAUGGGCUGCGAAUUUAGACAUUCCUAA
Messenger RNA from Penicillium nucicola, 534 nucleotides. Its product is annotated as GNAT family N-acetyltransferase. Bases 1 to 534 code for a protein of 177 amino acids. Lineage: Eukaryota; Fungi; Ascomycota; Eurotiomycetes; Eurotiales; Aspergillaceae. The transcript has a single exon. The record is from RefSeq and is a predicted model, not a curated record. Gene Ontology annotation, molecular function: acyltransferase activity, transferring groups other than amino-acyl groups.